Molecule: messenger RNA, 5321 nt
Organism: Oryza sativa Japonica Group (Japanese rice)
Lineage: Eukaryota; Viridiplantae; Streptophyta; Magnoliopsida; Poales; Poaceae
Product: tRNA(adenine(34)) deaminase, chloroplastic
Biological process (GO): tRNA wobble adenosine to inosine editing
Cellular component (GO): chloroplast
Molecular function (GO): tRNA-specific adenosine deaminase activity
Source: RefSeq, a predicted model, not a curated record
CAAUCCACUGAUCCCACCACCCCCAGUCUCUCACUCUCUCUCCUCCCCCAACUCCUCAUACUCUCCGCUCUCCGGCGACCGGCGGCGACCGGCCAUGUACAGCUCAUACUCCGCCGUCGCCCUCGCGCUGAGGGCCGCCAAGCCGUCCUCCUGCGCCCACUCCACUUACCACCACCACCACCACCACCACCACCACGGCGACGGCGGCGACUGCCACCAGCAGGAGCUGCUGCUCCCGCUGAACCCUCGCGCCGCCGCGGCUCCCCGCUUCAUGCUCGACGGGUACCUCCUCCGCCACUCGGCUCACUUCCUCCUCCUCUCCGCUCGGCUCCGCCCUCCUCCUCCUCCUCCCCGCUGCUGCCACCGCCGCCGCCGAGUAGCCGCCCGCUGCUGCUGCUGCGGCGGCGGCGGCUCCGUUGCUGGGCACGUCUCUUGGCGACUGGAUCCGCCGCGGGUGUGCCGCUGCAGCGGGCACGGCGCUGGGAGGUCGUCGGAUCUUGGAGCGGUUUACCGGCGGCGACUUGAGUGCCGCUGCGGCGGCGGUGGUGGGAGGUUGGAUCUCGGGGCGGGCUGCGGGCCGCGGCGGGAUGCGCCGAGGCUGGUGGGGAGGGCGGUGAGGCAGGAGGUGUGGGAGUACGAGGGUGGCGAGUGGCCGCACACGAGCUGUUCGAUGGAAUGCCACACGGACUGGGGCGAUGAAGAGGAAGACUGCGGAAUUGCUCAGUGGGAGGCGCCGCCGAGGUUUCGUUUAAGUAGAAGGAGAAGUGAAGAGGAUGAGGGUGACAGAUGUAGGGAUUGUCAUCGGAGGAAGGAUGCGGAGAGCGAUUACUAUGAUGAAGACGAGUACAGUGGCCGGCAAAGGGAGAGGAGGAAUAUGAAUGAAAGACAUGGUAGGUUUACAGAUUCUAACCAGAGGAGAAGGGACCAGAGGGACUACCAUGAUGACGAUGAUUAUCUUGAAUUCAGGCGAUGGAAGGAGAGGAGGGAAAGGAGAGACUCUGAAUUUGAUGAUGCUGUUGCAAGGAGAGGAAUUGAAGAUAGAAGAUACAGCGAGGAUGACAGGAAAUACGAUCGGAGAAGAGAAAGGAAGGAUUUUGGAUAUGAGGGUGCAGUUGAUGUCAGGAGAGGAGCUAGUAGGUACACUGAUAAUAACCAAAGAUCUGAUUGGAGAACAGAGGAUAGGGAUUAUGAAGUUGACGUGAGGAGAGAAGGAAAGCACCGUAGAAAUGAUGAUCAAAGAUAUGUUACACGACACCAGCAGAGAACUGAUGGUACAGAGGAAGAUGUUUCACUAUUGGAGUCGUAUCGUUGGCAUGAUGAAGAAUAUGAUUACGAUGAUCGAGACAUUGCUGAGAGGAGGUACUACUCCGGGAGAACCCAGAAAUCUGCAAGAGCAUCUGCAUUGCAUGAGGAUGAAUCUAACAGGGCUUCGAGCUCAAGGAACAUAGUUGAUACAAGGGUUGCAAGAAACAAGGAGAAUUCAGCCUCAAGGGUCCGGUGGCAUGAUAAUGUAGACAAACGAGCUGAGCAGACAUCUGAAGAGAGAAACCAACGAUAUUCUUCCUCGGUGGUUCAAUCUUUUGAUGAGAAGAAACAUGACCAUGACGAUGCACAGCUUAUCAGUGUAAGGGAUUCUAGGAUAGGAACACGAGAUGUCAGGGUUAUAACUGAGGAUGAUGCAAAUUUGGCCUCUAGUUCAAAGAACACUAUGAUUUCAAAGCACCACAACACUGUAGAUCAGAAAUCAACAACACGGAAGGAUGACUCAAGGAAUAGAUCACAGAAAAUAAUGGAGCUGUCAGAAGUCAGAGGUACCAACACUGAACAUGACUCAAGAACACAAAGUUAUCACCAGGAAGAUAGAAGAAGGUACAUUGAAAAUAGGGCAUCUUCUCUUCAAAGUUCUGUAAAGACGACUAGUGACACUAGAACACAAGUUGAUCAGCAUGAUGAAGUGGAUCAGCAGGUGGUUGCACUAACUGACUCAAGGAGAAGGUCUGAAAAACUCACAGAUAUAAAAAUGGAUAGUACUUCUAAUGUUAGCAGGACCUCUCUCAAACAGAGAAAUUCUGAUGAAGUGAAUCAGAUGGAUAUUGAUGACAGAUCUAAUUCCGUUCACAAUAUAACUCAUAUUACAAGAGACAAAAAGAGAUAUGUAAACCAGCAGGUAAUACAUGAAACGGACAUAGAUGUGCAGAAUGUCACACAUGUUGAUGUUUCCAAAGUUCGUGCGAGUGAUAUUUCUGUCUCAAGGAAUUCACAAAAGGCUUCUGAAACUAGAUCUGAUAUGGCAAAUAGCCAGUUAGAACAGAUCCAUGCUAGUAAUAGUUCCAUGGUUAGGGGUCCACAAAGUUAUCUGGAGGCUGCACUGCACAACCGGGUAUACUCGACUUCAGCUACCGAUAUUGUUAACACGACAGCGGAGAAGCAUGGACAAGUCGAAGCUAGUACCAACAAUGCUGCUAUAGCAAGUACUUCUGAAAGUCAUAUCCAAGCAAGAAUAGAAGAUUCAGCUGUAAAUACUAUUGGCAGUGUGCAAGAGCAGAUUGAUCUUACUAGAAUCUGUGCUAGUGACUCCACAGUUGUUAGCAGUUCCCAUGGUCUUGAUACUAGAAGCGGUCAAGUUAGCAGAACUUCAGCUACAAAUCUUGUUGACAGGACAAGGGAGACCCGAGAUAAGAGCGAUCAGCAAAUUACACAAGCUUCAAAUAUAGACAGAAAUGACCACGUAACAUCCAAAUUUUAUGAAUCCUCUCAGGACUCUAGACAAAGUCUAGCAAGAUUGAAAGAUGCUGGGAGAUUGAUGGAACACAACGUGGGUUUGAACUGGCAGCAGGAAGAGUCAAGAAGAGUUUCUAAUGACAUGGAUAUUGCUACUUUGGAAAUGCAGAGCACUGAAGACGGAUCAUCUAUGGUUCCUGUUGACGAGGAGAAAAGACCAAUGAUAACUGGAAGCAGUGAACAAGAAGUAAGGAGUGAAACUACUGCUGGAAGCAGUAUACCAAGUGGUUCAAGUGCAAGACAGCCUGUGAAUGAAAGCUUGUUAGAAUCAGCUGCUCGAUUAGAGAAAUCAUCUACAUUUCAUGUCGGGCAAUUUGUUGGUGAGGUCCGCAAAGGAGUGUCAGAUGCGGAUACUACUUUAACAAGGAAAAAUGAUAAGUCCAUAAUGGAAGGUAUAGCAAGAUCUUCAUCUAGAUCUAGAAUGGGGGGACCAUCAGAUGAGAUGUGGGAUGUCCAAAGUGCUACUUCUCAAGAGACCUUUAAGACGGCUGAUAAGGAGGAAGGCUCAUCAGUUGAUGGAGGUACUACUUCGACUUCUCUGACACCCAAGAAUGAAACUGCUCUUGCUAGAAAAGUUCACAAAUCACUCUGGGCCUAUGUUGCAGAUAUAGUCCGUCUUGGUUGGAUUCAACGUGGUGAAUCUCUUGAUUCUAACAGCAAUAGAUCAGUUAAGAAAAGUUCAUCAAGUAAUUCUCAGAAUACUGAAGGCUGGAUUUCUAGCCAGGAACGCGAUAAUGAAGGCAUACAGAAGAAAACUGAAAGUUCUAAACCAAAAGAUCAUCUGAUGAAGUCACACACUGGAGAAUCACUAAAGAAAGAAAGCUUGCCUACUGGUUCACAAGAUCUCCUAAUAUCAGAAUCUGGUAACGUACCUCAGAUAAAUACAUCUAAAGGAGAUUUUAUAUCCAGAACUUCUAAAGAAGACGCACACAUGACAGGAGAAAAAGCAAAACAAUCGAAAGUCGCUGCAUCACCAAAACAAAAUACUGUUGGAGGCUUUUCUGAGGACAGCACGCCAACAUUGGUUGACGUUGCAAAAAAACAUUUUCCUGAACAUGAAGCUUCUACUUCAUCCAUGAUCACGACAAAGGGUUUUGCUGACAAUGACACUGGUGAAGGAGUGAUCGCUGGCACCUCUUCAAUGCCCAUCAGCACAGAGGGAGUUGGUUGGACUGCUGGUUCAGAUGAGUGGAGAUACGAUCCUUCAGGUGCUAUGACCCCUUACCGUCAUCCUCAUACCCAGGUAAUGAUGCCUCAUGAGGAUACCCCAGCAAUCCUAGAAUCAGCAGAGUUGCCUACGGUUGGUUCCACGAGGUUUGAAGAGAAGAUUGUUGUACAAGAGACUCCUGAAGUUAUCAGAACUGAUGGGAAAGAUGCUGAAUUGAAGAGGAGAAAGUUUCAGAGAAAUAAGCAGGUAAUGAAGGAAACAUUUGAUGAAUGGGAGGAAGCAUACCAGCGAGAUGCUGAACAGAGAAAAACUGAUGAGUUAUUCAUGAGGGAAGCAUUGCAUGAAGCUCAGAGGGCUGCAGAUUUGUGGGAGGUGCCAGUUGGAGCAGUGCUAGUACAGAAUGGAGAAAUUAUUGCUCGUGGUUGUAAUUUAGUUGAAGAUCUCAGGGAUUCAACUGCACAUGCUGAAAUUGUUUGCAUUAGAGAAGCUUCUAACAAACUUAAGACAUGGCGCCUGGCGGAUACAACAUUGUAUGUAACCCUGGAGCCUUGUGCCAUGUGCGCUGGUGCUAUUCUUCAAGCUAGAGUUGAUACGGUGGUAUGGGGAGCCCCAAACAAGCUUCUUGGAGCUGAUGGCAGCUGGGUUAGGCUUUUCCCCGGUGAUGGUCAAACAAGCAGUUUGGAUUCAGCAAACACAAACCAGGGGGCUGGACCUGUCCACCCUUUCCAUCCGAAGAUAUCCAUAAGGCGCGGCAUUCUCUCCGCUGAGUGCUCAGAAAUAAUGCAGCAAUUCUUCCAUUUGAGGAGGAAGAAACAGAAGCCGGAGUCGCCACCUCAUGCGCACCCCCAAGGGCGCAACCAUCCAGUCAAGUUCUUCAGUAAGAUGCAUCACAUGUUUGGCACAAUCUUCUGUUUGUAGUAACAUUUCCUUCUAUUUUUCUCUGCUCGGAGUUACAUUUCUUCCGUUGAUUCAGUCCCCUUUCUUGUGUAUUUCCCUAUGUGUAUGCCCCCCUUUUCUCCCCUGCUUUGGGUUAUUCUGUAAUGUUAGAUUGGAGGUAAUUUGAGCCGAGGAAACUACCAUCAGUUUUCGCCGCCUUUCAUGUGGUUGGUUGGUUAGGCCGUAGUGGUAACUGGCAUUCCACUCUGUAAGCACCAAUUCUGUAGUGGUUGUUUUCCACCCUCUUUUUUUUUUCUUUCUUUUUUGGGAGAACAGAGGAAGGAAAUAAAUUGUGAAUAAGAGGCCGGCAUUGAUAAUCUGCUUAUUUGGGGAUUACUAAUUAUGGCCUUGUAUUGUUUCAGCUUAAGAUUAUUGUAAUCUAGAUUAUUGAACCCGAUUACUAUAAACUGAAUUAUAAUAAGCCGACAUAAAAUAA